AUGUCGAGUGGCCGGAAUAAACCGGCAGCAAUUUAUCAGAAAAAUCAGGGAGCGUCACGAUUCGAAGUGCUCCGAGAAAUUGCUCAUUUUGAGCAAGAAUUGAGCACUUUUGAAGGUUUCUUUCAAUUGUCUUGGCAUAGAGCUGUUUUUAAAAGAUUCUGAAACGUUCAGACAGUGCUCUUUCGACGCAAGUGAACGAAAAGAAGAAAAAGGGCAGAAAAUGGUGGCCAUCGUUCCUUUCGUUCCCAAUUCCCCACCGGAUCUACGAGGUAAUCGAUAGUUUUGUGAAACAAAAGCUGUUUGGAACAGUGAUUUCUUCACAAUUGUUUUCUAGAUCGAAUCGACGGCCAUUCGUGCAUUUUCGCCCGAAAAAUUUGCGUUUUUCAUGGAAAAGCAGGCGCAUGUGAAGGAAGACGAAGAAGAAGAGGGACAGGUGGAAAAAGUGGAAGAACCGACGGAAAAUGCGGGAAGAAAUCGAAAAAGAAAUAAAAAUAAGGAGGAAAAGAGCGAAAUGGCGUCUCCGCAGCCGCCGAUAAGGGAGGAGAAUGAGGAGAAAACGGCGGAAACGGAGGAAAAAGACAAUGAGGAGUGGAAGAUGCAGGAGUGCUUCGUUUUCUGCCUCAAACAGCUCUUUUUCUCGCGAAUUUGGAUAUUUAUCCUCCAGUUAAUCGCCUCGUUCUGGGCCGGAAACCGAUUCAGAACCGACGCGUUCUACUUGGCCGAAACUAUUGUUUGUACGCUUUUUUCUUUUAAUGGAAAAGUGGAAAUUCUUUAAAAAAAAAUUGCUGUCAAGUUUUAUUCAGCAACAAACGUACGGUUUCUGCUCUACUGCACUUGGGGAACCGUAAACCGUCGCACGCAACCCUCGGAAUUUUACUGAACUAUUUCUUUGGAAAAUUUGUCAUUUUAUUGAAAACGAAAAUUCAUGGAACUCCCCUCCCCGCCCACAUUGAUUUUAAGUCAUUUUUGUCGUCGAAAUACACGGUCUAUUAAUUUCUAUUAUUUCAGCGGCCCAUCAAUCGCCGAUGGGCGCCUUCAUGCUCCGUUUCCUGUUUGCCGGUCUCCGUCGCUGGGACUCUCAGCACUUUUUGUUCAUCGCCGACAAUCACUACAUUCUCGAACAGUCUCUCGCCUUUUUUCCCGGUUUUCCCGAGAUUAUCACGUGCGUUUCAGACAGAUUUUAUAGCCAAAAAGAAGCUGGAAUUUUUGCCGAAAUAAAAAAGAAAGUCUUUUCAUUUCUCAAUUUUUGUAAAACGAUUUCAACUUUACACAAUUAUACUAGUGAAUUUCAAUAAUUCGAAAAAUGUAUUUUUAAUGGAACAGUAUUUUUUUCCCGCUAAUUUCAGUGUAAUCUAGACGCGAAUCACAAAAAAAAAUCACGAAUUCCAGAACUGAUAUAAAAAUUUCUAGUGAAACUGUAAAGAAAUGCUGUCGAAUUUGCAGAGUAAUCCGAACGGGAAUCACGGAAGUGAGCGAGAACGGCGAGGCGGCGGACGUGAUUCCGACGUGGCUGAUCACGGGCGUGCUCGCCGUCGUCCUCAAUUUCUUCUUCUUCAUCUUCUCCGGAAUCGUCCUCUUCCUCGUCACUUUCAUGAUCGGUCGCAGCGUCAAAAAGAGCCUAUUGGCCACGUCGCUGUUCGCCUUCAAUCCCGCCUCCAUCUUCUUCUCAGCCGCCUAUUCUGAAUCGGUUUGUCCUUUUUUUUUAAAGAUUAUUAACAAAAUUCAAAGCGAAUGUUUCAAUUUAGAAAGUUUUUUUCAAUUCCACAUUUUCACAGAAAAAUACAGUUUCAGAAAUACUAAUAAUCUCUCGCACUAAUAAUUUCCAGUUUUCAAAGCAUUUUUUCCAGUUGAUAAAAAUUUCCACUUUUUGCAGAUGUACUUUUGCCUCACACUCACCGGCUUCUCGAUCAUGGUCUUCUCGGCGCGCGCGUGCUCGCGGGCGGCCCGAUACGGCGGCGCUCUCUUCGGCACCAUCGUUUUCGGCCUCUCGCUCGUCGUCCGCUCCAACGGACUUUUGAAUAUUUUCUUCGCCGCCUGGUACUUUGCCGGCGCGUUCCUCUGGGAAAUGGCGCCGCCGAUCGGCGAUCUGAAAGAGCCGGGAAAGCUGAAAAAGUUGGACGAAUUUCUGGGAAAACAUCAGAAAAAUCGGCAGGACGAACAAUUCCGGCACGGCGAGGCAAAGACGAAGAAGAGGGAGAUCGAGCGGAGUCUGACGAGGCCGCGCAAGGUCUUCGUGCUCUCCGAUCGCCGCUUCUCCCGCUGUUUCUACCUUUUUCUGGGCGUUCUCAUCGCCUCCGUCUCCGUCUUUCUGUUCGUCUUCCCGUUCGGACUCAUGUCGCACUCUGUCGUCGCCGAAUUCUGCAAUCCGACGCCGCCGCGCGCGAAAGCCGUACGCGACCUGAAGAUGGCCACGAAAAUGGACGACAGUGUGGUGACGAUUGUGGAGGCGAGACGCGGAAAAGUCGAUUGGUGCAAGUCAGUUUUUUUUUUUUGCGGCCCUGAAAUUGGUUUUUCAAAACAGUAUGCAGUGACUUAAUCAGAAAUGCUGUGAGAAGGUAUUGAAAAAGUAGUGAAACAGUGAUACAGUUUGAAAUAGAAUGCCGCGUUUUUGGAGUGGAAGGCUUUUAGAGCCGAGGUUUGUGCGAACAACAUUUCAAUAUUGAAUCAAGUGCAAAACAAUUUUGAAACAGAAAAAAAUCUUCUAGAGAAAGAGAAGGAGUUGACCUAAAAUUCACUUAAAAAUUGCAUUGCAGACCUCCGAAAACGAUGGCCGAAUUCGUGUACGGUCUGGUGUUCCCGCCGUAUUACAAAGUGGUGCAGGCGAAAUAUUGGGACGUCGGACUGUUCGGAUAUUGGCAAUUUCGCAAAAUUCCGUGCUUUUUGAUGAUGCUCCCGGCGGCUAUUCUCACUAUUAUCGCCAUUAAACACACGAAAGAAGACGUGGCGAAGAAGGGGUUCGUUUCAAUUUUUUAAAGCAAUUAUCUUCAAUCGAAAAAAGCACUAACGUAUACUUUUGCAGCUGGACGAACAUUUGGGUGCUGUUCGGCCGCACGGACCACCUCGUUCCGAUGGCCAUCCACUCGUCGAUCGUCCUCUUCACCGCCGUUUUCAUCAUAAACGCCGAAGUCUUCACCCGAUUGAUAUUCUCCUCGUCGCCGUUCCUCUACCUUUUCCUCGCCGAUUAUUUGGAUGGCCUCACGCAGGGUGUACGUGUUUUGCGUGAUCGGUCUAUUGAGAACGUACGCCUCUGGCAUGCGUAUAUUAAACAUGCAAUUUUUGUGAUCGGUCUAUCAUGCGUCUAUUGAAGAACCCGCACCGAGUUCUGAAUAGACCGACCACGAAUCACCUGCGCAGCAAAGCUUUCGAACCGGAGUAGUAAACAUUUCUCUAAAACCGUAAACUUUUGAUGUGAUAAAAAAGGACAGGUAACGUACAAACUAUUGUUUCAUUUUGUGAGCUGUCGCGCGGCGUACGCACAGUCCUAUUGUCAACCGUAACCGCCAAGCUCUGUCCCCCCACCGUUUCUAAAAAUUGCCGAUUUGGCGCCAGCGCUCAAAAAGAAACAAUAGUAGGUCUUUUUAUUGCCCGAAAAAGAACAAAAUCGUUUGCAUCAUUUAAAUUUUUUUGCAGGACACGCCGGGCAACCGUUUCUGGCACUACGAGCAGGCGGUCGGAAUCCUUCCGUUUUUCGUGUUCAAAAGUGUGUGGAAAAGUGGAUGGGCCGGCAAAUCACUCUACAUUUACCUCCUCGGAUACUUUGUUUUCGGAACUAUGGCUCACGCCGCCUGGCUUCCGUUCACCUAA
This is a messenger RNA of Caenorhabditis sp. 36 PRJEB53466, 3804 nucleotides long. Lineage: Eukaryota; Metazoa; Nematoda; Chromadorea; Rhabditida; Rhabditidae. The record is from the annotation of a GenBank genome assembly.